GUGCGUUUUACGUAUUUGUUGCAUUUAGUGGAAUAUUGGUCAUAUUCUGUUCAGCAAUUAGGCAUGUCGAUCUUGGCAAGGAACGCAAGAAAACAAUUGAAUGAAUAUACAUUGAAGCAAUCAAUGCUUACAAUAUUCCAACAAGUUGAUGUCCAUGUUUGGCAAAAUAUCUAGUGUUGCGAUGUGCCAAUAUUGCAAAUAUAUAUGGUACAUAGUUCCAUUACUAUUUGCUAUAUGUGGUUCCAGAUAUAUGGAGUUGCAAAGCUAACGAAAAAGGGAGGCGAGAGAAGGGAGAAAAGAAAACUAUAGAUGCCGCACGCUACCUUCUUUGAAGAUUUCGUCGUUAUGCGGUAUCUGGGCGCAUCGGCGAAGCGAGAGCUGCAGGCUGUGAUUGUAAUAAUCACAGGCUUCCACCGGAUAUCUUCAUCAAUUCAGCGUGGGAGCCGCUCUCACUGUUGGUUGAUGUGGCAACUAACAUGGUGUCACCAUGAUUGCCAUCACCGGCUGCGCAACAGUACUAACGUCUCUACCUAGAUUUCCUUCUGUUGACUGCUUCCCCGAGUGCAUGUCGGGUUCAGGCGGUAAACCCGGCUGUCUAGUGUCUAGGCAAUCUAAUCGACAGCGGUUCCAGCAGCAGCAGCAACCACAGUUUGGACGACUUCCUGAAGAUGAAAUAGCGUCCAGUGAGGAGCGCAAAGAGCUUGCCUUGCGCCAGGCAGAAGGUACAAGUCUGCAAGCACUAGCGUGUGCUUUUCGAACACCACCCAGGAUGCAAUUUUGGCAACUUCCUCGGAGCCUCGAGGGGCUGAAGCGCCAGGACUUUAAUCCGGUCUCGCUUGCAUUGGAGAUGAUGGACUCAAGCUCGCUAGGAAAGAGCUACGACGAAUUCCAGCAGUACCACAUGCUCUUGAAUGAGUCUUUGGACGGCAUUGUGAAUGAAUACUAUGGUGGGUUCAACAACUCGAUUCUGACGUUCAGCGGGUUGCACGACAAGAUCCAGGGCGCGUCAGGCUCGGUCAACCACGUCAAGAACAACUUGUACAAAGUACGGCGCAUGAUUACGGAGGAGCGCAGCAGCCUAGACCAGUUGUACACCAAGAGCAACCAACUGGGGUCGAUUGUAGCCAUCCUGGAUCGCCUGGAGGAGAUCAAGAGGUUGCCCGAGGAAAUCGCAGGGUACGUGCGCGAGAAGAAGUUCUUGACUGCUGUCAGCAAACUUGUGCAAGAUAUGCAGUUUGUGUUGGACCCGGAACUGAAUCCGAUUGACGCGCUGGCUGGGCUGCGUCAGCAGCUGGAGAAGGAGAAGGCAGACUUGCUACAGAUUAUUAUCGAUGAGCUGCACAGCCACAUUUACUUGAAGAGCCCAUACUGCGAGCGCAAGAUGGGUACCGAGGGCGAGGACGAUGGGAGCUCUGAGGAAGCAGUCGACGGCAGCAAUACUGGUAGCGGUAGCGCAAAGCCACGCAGGGCAGGUAGACGCGAUGGCAGGCGUGCAAAGGGUGCCACAGCCAAGGGCAAUUCUGCCAACGAUAGCGGCGAUGAGGACAACCCUGAGGCUGACUCGUUUGCAUACGUCGAGAUGCUUCUGGAGAGCCUGGUUACGCUCGACAACACGAGCGAAGCAAUGCAGGAGAUCAAGAGCUCGGUCAGCCUGGAAUUGUCUCGUCUGAUCGAUGGUAUCGUAGCCGAAGUCGAAGAGCGCAACAGGGCGCUGAUUACAAAGACGAGCAGCAGUAGCAACCAGCAACAGCAGCAGUCCCAGGAGGAGACCAUGGGCCAGGACACGGACCGCGAAAUCUUGAUUGACUUUGCACGCAUACUGUUUGCCCGACUUGAAACUGUACUCGAGUACCACGACUUUGUGCUUGACGUUAUGCAUAGCAUGGACCGCCGCGAACGGUAUUCAAUAGUUUCUUCGCCAGGUACCAGUAAUGGCGUGCUGGGCGAUCGGUCACGGCGCACGCGGCUGUACACAAUCUUGGAUGUGUGGAGUGCCAUGAAAACCGAGAUCCUGUCAAUUCUUAAAGACUAUCUGGUACCAGUCGAUACUCAGGCCCUGAGCAAUGUCGAUAUCACGCGUACCAGCGGCAUGCGGUCAGGAAUGAAGGACCUGUUCCAUAUGGAGAGCACUGACGAGAUGGCGAGCGCAGUUGAAUCCAUGUACGCGCAGAUCGAAAGCCGCUUCCAGGAUAUGACUGUAUCGAUUGCUGGCAAGCGUAAGGAUAUUGGUCUCACAACAGUUGUGGACGAGUACUCGGACCAGCAGAACGGGCUGCAGCACACGAUGCUGGUGCCUGCCAACAUAGACCAUGCGCCGACGAUGCUCAAUCUGGCGUUGCAGUUCACCCGACGCAUCCGGCCCAUGCUGGCCACGGCUCUGACAGCAGCAAUGGCGCGCCGCAGCAUGCUUGCUGGCGACCAGGCAUCGCAGAACCGCAUGUCGAUGCAGGUGCCUGGGUCUGGGUCCCCGAACAAGGAGCCUGAGGCUGAGGAAUACUUGCAUAUUUUCUUCAAGAGCGUUUUUUUGCCGUGUGCUGAAGCACAUGCAAUGCGCAGGUUUGACGCGAUCACCACCUCCAGCGAUGCGUUCCAGGUCGACUUGAAUACGCACUGGAAUGGGCGGCCGAUAUUCCGCAGUGCUGCUGUUCUGGUGCCGCUGUUCCGCAGCUUCAGCCGACUGCUCAACAGCCUGAACCUUCUGCGCGGCGAGAACUGGAAUAUUCUGCUGCAGAUGUCUGGCAGAUUCUACGAGUGCUGCAAUCGGCUGUUCCUGGAGACGGUCCACAACAAGAAUUCCGAGUACACCAGCCUAUUUGACAGACGAAUCAAGCUUAUUGGUGCCCAGAACAAGUCACAGCUGGCAGUCGAUACGGACAACGAGAUCCGGCUCGAGGAGAGCCUGCGUACAGAGCGGUCGCUGAGCAUUGACGAGCUUAUCUUUGACGUCAAGCGGCUGGUGACGCUUGCGCAGCUGCAUCAGACACUCGAGUGGCUGCUGAUGCAGCUGACCAAGAUCUCGGAAGACCGCGCCAAGGUUUUGGCCAAGAACCACGAAAAGGCGACGGCCGCGGCACUGCUCAAGAAGCACGAGGCUGACCGGGCUGAGCUGGUCGACAAGUACCACCGGCUGUCGGUCAAGUGUCUGAUUGUGCUGCGUAUCGAGGUGCGCGCACACUGUACGUAUUAUCUGGAUCUUGCCACGCGCGAGGGAGACUACGCAUCGGCCUUGAUUGCCAACUCGAUGGAGCCCGACACAUACAUUCAGUCACUCAACGCCGACAUUUCUACGAUCGAGGAGAAGAUGGAGAGCUGCUUGCCAGCAGACCGCCUAAACCUGGUGUUUGGCGGUAUCUCGAUCCUGAUGGCACACACGCUGAUCACGAACAUCCGGCAUAUCCGGCACUACAACGAAUCGGGAAGUCGCAAGAUGACGCGCAACAUCCUGGCUCUGCAGCAGAACCUGACCAACAUUGCGCUGCCGGAAGAGGGCGGACUGGAUCGGGCGCUCAAGUUCUACGAGCUGUACAACCUCGGUGCAGACGGAAUUCUCAAGCAUAUCGCAGACAAUGGAGCCAUGUUCUCGCUAGAAAACUACCGCCAGCUACUGGAGCUUAUUUACAGCAACAGCGACGGACACAAUGGUGGUCGUGUUGGAGGCAGCUCAGGGAGAGCCAGCAGUCUGCUGGAGGCACGGCUGUAUGAACAGUAUGAGGCACACGUGAGGAGGCUGCGCGAGCUUCUUUCACAAGCGCACAGCGGCGGAGCACGGCCUAGAUCGGCAGUGCAGCAGCAGCAACAGGCAGCAGCACGGGCCCCACCAGUCCAGACGGCAGCCCUUCAGAAGUAG
Messenger RNA from Linderina pennispora, 3847 nucleotides. RefSeq lists its product as uncharacterized. Lineage: Eukaryota; Fungi; Kickxellomycota; Kickxellomycetes; Kickxellales; Kickxellaceae. The transcript is spliced from 5 exons. The coding region runs from base 488 to 3847 and encodes 1119 amino acids. The record is from RefSeq and is a predicted model, not a curated record. Gene Ontology annotation, cellular component: exocyst. Gene Ontology annotation, biological process: Golgi to plasma membrane transport; exocytosis.